This is a messenger RNA of Symbiodinium pilosum, 336 nucleotides long. Lineage: Eukaryota; Dinophyceae; Suessiales; Symbiodiniaceae. The record is from the annotation of a GenBank genome assembly.
AUGGCAUCCCAGGGAGCCACCCUCCAGAACUACAACAACGAGCUAGUGAAGUCCAUCGAAGACCUGCGCGAGAAGCGUGAAGAGUUGAAUCGCCAAAUCCUGAAGGAGGAAGAGGACAAGGCAAAGGUGCAAAAGGAGUUGUCAAUUCUCACAGAUCGCCUUCAGAAGGUCAACGAAAGCCUGGUUCGCAAGACCCAAGCCCGCAAUGAGUACGACAAGACCAUUCAAGAAACCGAGGCUGCCUACAUGAAGAUCCUGGAAUCCUCGCAGACUUUGCUGCACGUGCUGAAGCGCGAAACAGUCAACUUGACCAAGAAGAAGCAGGGCUCAGAUUGA